Toxotes jaculatrix (banded archerfish) is the source of this 6961-nucleotide messenger RNA. RefSeq lists its product as uncharacterized. Bases 264 to 4718 code for a protein of 1484 amino acids. Gene Ontology annotation, biological process: negative regulation of DNA-templated transcription. The record is from RefSeq and is a predicted model, not a curated record. Lineage: Eukaryota; Metazoa; Chordata; Actinopteri; Toxotidae. The transcript is spliced from 7 exons.
UCCAUUGUGCCGCUGAAAGAGACACGGGCGCUUUAUGCACCGUUUACGCUCUGGACACCUGCACGCCGAUGUGAUGUCUGAGAGCUUUGGCAGCUGCUCAGCAGAGCAAAAACACCUACUGCGGCAUCAUAUAGGAGGACACCAUGUAAGUUAAUGGUAGCGAGGGGCCUGGACUGAGGGGAUGAAUUGAAUCAGUGUGACAAGGGAAGAUCCAACCAGUACUUCUGGAUGAGAACUGAUGAGCUGUCCAAGCUGGCAAUAGCAUGCCAACUGCAAAAGGUAAAGGUGGUUCAAUGUCCCACCGCUACCGGCCUGCCUCGGAGUAUGAUGAUGCCACCCUCGCCCAAAAGAGAGAAUAUUGGAGAACCAAGAAACGAGAGCAGAGGGCCCGACUCUCAGGGCGUAAAGGAAAGCCAACACAAGACAGUCAAGGGGGAAAGCUCCUACAUCUAAACGUCCCUGCAGAGGUGAACACCGCUUUAUCUGGCUGCUUUGCUAGUCCCUCUUCUCCUGUACUCAUUAAUGAUGAGAGAUACAAAGUCUCUCCUGCAUCACAGAGAGGAAAUACAGUGGGGGACAGUUCACCUGAAGCCACUGAAAGCCAAAAGGAGAAGUUGUUCCAGACAAUGAAACUCGACAAGGUCUUGCCUCAGUUGCCAGCAUCAUGCUCCAUCGCAGUCAAAGCUGCUGGCGGCAACACAGUCGCGGUCAAAUGCCGAAAAGCAAGGGGUGCUGUGACCAGAGCCGUUACCUCACCCACACCUAGUGGAACCCAGCUGAACACAAGUUCCUCAGUGCCUCCAGUCAGAGUGACCAGAAUUACCAAUGGCAGCUCCGCCAAAACAACACCUCAGUCAUGUGUGUCUAUGCAGGGCACAUCAGUCCCCAAAACGCAACAGAAGGCACAAGUUGCGUUACGCAUUCAACCCAAGCUCGUACCCACAAAUAUGACCACAGGUAUGAUUCUUGUGUCUUCUCCGUGUGGCCCCGUUUCUAUUAAAGCAGCAAACACAACACCUCAAAGUGGAACAAAGAGUGCCUUGGUCACCACACAGAGGGCUAAAAGUGUCAGCAACUCGCGACCUUCCAUGGAGUCCGAGGAGGAGAGAGCGGCGAGGCGGAGGGAGCAUUGGCGGAUCAAAAAGCGCGAACAGAGGGCAAAGCUAGCAGCUCGGAUAGCUAAAGCCAGGGAGAGGACGCAGGGCGCAGAGAUGAUGGUACAGAGGCAAACAGCACAAAAAACAGUACUUGUGGGUGGCAAGGUUCUUCAGCAUCUUCCGUCUCAGUCGUUUUUGAAAGGAGCGAGCCAGAGGCAGUGUCCUGCUCGGGUCAAAACCUCAUUUACACCUGUCAAAAAGGAAAACAAUAAACUGCAAAGUGGGGGAGGACGUUUAGCUACAGUCAACCUGCAGGUAAAUCAGAUAAAAGUAAAAAAUCCACUCGUGAACAUGACAACACAGACUGUAAUUGCAUCUGAUGUUAUUUCUGUGAAAAAACCAGGCGAAUCACAGAGGAAGCUUCCAAGUUACGUACAUUUUUCUAAUGUUACCCGAGGGAUCGCACGAUGUAAAACACAGAGACAGAGAUUCAUUGAAGCCCAGAGGAACUUUUUGAAUCAAAGAAACAUAAGAUGUAAGUCCCCGCUGCUUGCUUCAGUCUUUGGUACCAGAAAUAUCCCCAGGAUCGACCCCAAUGACACACCUGAGCAGAUAAUAGCCAAACGUCGAGAGUACUGGCGGAUUAAGAAGCGCGAACAGCGAGCCAAGCUGUCAAUGGAGGUGAAGGCUCGGCUGAAAGAGAAGGACUCCCUGAUGCGAAGAGUGAAACGCUACCAGAAAAUCCUAGAGGAGAUGAGGAGGGCCAGAGCGCUGACACAAUCAGCAGGAAGUACUCUCACCCACGCCUCUGAGACCAUCGGAGGGUUCAUCAAAGAGGACGGGACAGUGACCAUUAACAUUCCCCAGGGACCAGCGGGUCACAACACAGCAGCACGUAAAAGUAAAGAAGAACUUAAUGCAGAUUCCAACAAUACCCUCAUUACACAACCUCAACAUCAGCCUAAUACGAAACGGAGAAGUAUUGCACCUGUUAGGUUAAACCAGCCCCCAGCUACGCUCCGCCAAGCUCAGGUGAAAGUCUCUCUUGGUCUUACUGGACCGUCAGUCAACAAGCCUCUAAGACUGCUGUCAGUCAGGCCACGGACUCAUCUUGAAAGCACAACUGUUCGUAAUUCACACUCCUCACCAGUCGAACCCGUAAGUCAGCUCACACUCAUGCAUCCUCAAACCCCUCAAGAUGCCAUUUCUGGAGGGUCAGCGGCAGGGUCGGACCACGGCGGCUGCGUCAUGAAAAUGGCCGUUUCAAGUAGUGCGCCGUCACUGUCGGCGCUCUCUCUCGAUCCGGAGCUGACAGAGGAGGAGAGGAUGGCAAAGAAGAGGGAGUACUGGAGGAUAAAGAAACGUGAGCAGCGAGCAGCUCGUGCAGCGCGACUGAAGCAGGGUGUCUCGCAAGCGAGGGCCAAUGCAGCCUUACAAAGGAGGAAGGCCCAGAGGCAAGUAGCAGUAACCGCCGUACCGCUGAGCAGAAGUCUUACCAGCCAUACAGGAAAUGCACAACACCUUCCCAACAGCAGCGUGCCCGUUUCACCAAAUUCAAAUGAGAUAAAACAAGAGACUGAGUCAAUGCCAGCAGUUGACCUAGAUUCUCAACUAGAACAAGCCAUCUGUCCAGAUAUUAAACCCCCAACCUCCCCGCCACCACCUCCAGCACCCCAGCCAGAGUCUGAUCCAGCUCUAAGUGCAGACAGCCAAGCUACCACUCUACUAGCUGUGGCCUCGAUGAAAAAACUCCUGGAAGAAUCGCUCAGCACUGUGAGGGAGUGUAAAAGUGAGCAGACCGAUGUUAAAAUGGAGAUAGCGGAGGAGGCUUUAGAGCAAGAGAUGAAGCCAAAUUUACCUCAGCUGUUUUUUGAAAAAGAUGAAGUGGCUCCUAUGGCUGCUGACCUGACACUGCAGAUAAAAAGCUGGCAGCCAGAUGCUGAUGCCACGGUACAAGCAGGUCCACCAAGCCCUCCUCUGAAAGACUCAUCGCAAAUUAGUGUGACACUUCCACAUCUUCCUACCUCCAGUGAGGUGGUCCUGCAUCCCACCUGUGAGCACUCGUCCCAGACCCCUUUGAACUUCAUAGUAAACCCCCCCUUGGAAGCCUCUGAUGGUCCAUCUUCACCAUGUAGAACCCAGAGGCUUCAUACCAAAAAAGCCGGCCAUCAAAACUGCUGCUCCCCAGAGCCACCAAAGCUGCAUCACCUACCAGUGGAUCAACUACACCCACAGCAACAACACGCUGAGCAGCAGCGUCAGGCCCAAGAACAAUGCCAAAACAUCAACUCGCCAUCAGCACAAAGACAUCGCAGCGUGGGGACCGAGCAGGGCGGCUUGACCAGCCUGCAGCGCAAGAGGGAGUACUGGAAGCUGAUGAAGCGGCAGCAGAGGGCCAGGUUAAAGGCCAGGCAGAGAGAGAGACAUGGAGAGUGCAGCAGUCAGGCUUCCCCAACAAACAUCCAGGCUCCAGGUCUCGUUAUCAUCAACACUGCUCAGAAUAGAAAUCCUCAAACAAAAGCAGCUCUCCAACCCAAGCCGUCAGUUGCUUCUCAGACUUCGGUGACCGGUAUCCCUUCUGUCCUUGUCGUUAGCCCUACAACAUGUAACGCCGAACAGUCUCCAGACACACUCCAGGUCAAAUUGCCUGUCACCAGUGUCUCCUGUUCACCCACAAGUGAGCAGAGCAACAUAAACAUUGGGGCUUCACAGAUCAUUCCUGACUGUCUUGGAGCUCCGGAAAAUCGGCAACAAGCCAUGCCAGGUUCACGGAAGUGGAUGUCGAGAAGCACAGAUGUAGAUUUGGCCCCCUCCCUCCCUGCUCUGACGCCUCCAGACAACCCACUGUCCACCAUGAACCUCCAGCUCAUCGAACCCCCUGGUCAAACUCCAAAUUGUGCCCUCAGUCCAAUGAAAAUCCCUUGUUCUCAGCUUCAGAGCCCCACACAUACGACACAAUCUCCCGUUAAGCUGGCACCAAUAAGCACCAUGGUUCCACCAAAGCCCAUCCCCGGGGAGUCUGAGGAAGACUUUCUGAGGAGGAAGCGGGAGUAUUGGAGGAUUAAAAAAAAGGAGCAGAGAGCCAGGAAGGCCAUUCAGGACAAGGGAGUCAACCCAAGGAAAGCUUCCAACAACUGGAGGCCCAUCCUACCUCCACAAGACCUCCCACCACAGGAGUCUGGUCAGUGGGUGAGCUCCUCCGAUGAGUCAGAGCAUCUAAUGAGCACUUCAGCGGACACCGACUCAGGAUCGUUUCCAUACCCAAAUUACACAGUGCCAGUAGAAGAUGAGUCAGCGCUUCUGUUCGCUGACUAUGAGAAUAACGGCGGUGAGGAAGGUUCGGUCUCAGAUGCUGUGUGGAGGAACCGCUACCUCAUGGACUACGACCCACUCAACCAGCUGCUGGUGUGCAUGGUGUGCGGGGAGCUGCAGUACUCUCACAGCCUGGAGGGGGUGAGGGCCCACAUCGACGAGGCCCACCCGGACACCCUGACCCUGGAGCCUGGGGAGAGACAGCGAAUUCUGGAGGCCUGGGACGAGCAGGUGUCCCAGCGGGAACGCUUCUUCACCAGCCAGCUCCAGCAGCACAGCGGGUCCCUGGCAGAAGCACACAGGAACUGAUCAGCAGAGAAAAGUGACUGCAGGACUCAAACUGAAGACAGUGGACCAGGAGAGAAAACCCAUGCUUCAUUUGUCUUUUUUAUUUAUCAUACUUUUUUUUUUUUAAUCGAUUUGUUUACCUUCAUAGAAAGUCACCUUGAAAAACAAUGCUGCCCCCCCCCCCCCCCCCCCAAAAAAGCAGCUUUACCUCAUUUCCUAUCAGGAUUGUAAUGUGGGUUCUUGAAAGUCAGUAAGGACAUUUUUUUUUAAUAGUCAAGCUGCCAUGGUUGAGAUUUUUGUGACAAUAUUUAAAAUAUUUAAAGGAGAAGUCCAACAUUUUGGGGGAACACAGUCUCUGUGCUAAGCUAGGCUAAACACAUCCUGGACCUAUUGGACCUUCUGGACAUGCUUAAACCUCACCCUAACUGUGACCUCACUACUGUAGUACAUAACUUUGCUGUUUGGUAGCGUUCUCUGUGCAAACCCUGGGGAAAAAAAUCCAAUACGUUUGAUUUUUUUUUUUUUUAGCUGUAUUUAGCAGUACUGUGCUACUCUGUACUUCUCCACUGUGCAACAAAAUUAGAUUUAAACGCCCGGGGCAAUCAUUUCAGGACGCUGGGAACUCACAACACAUCUGUAAGAUCAUAAAAAUACAACCUACUGGAUAACAGGCUCAGUUAAGUUUUAUUUAACCAAAUCAUCAACAUACAUUAUCUGAAGGCACUUUACAGAGUAAAAUGAUAUUUUUUUCCUCUGAAGGUUUGCUAAUGUCACGUGAUUGAUUCAGAGAGUUAUGUAUGGAGUGCUGAGGUCUCAAAUAGCGGCUAGCUAAAGCUAGCUUAGUGUAGCACAAGCAGAGAGGGGCCAUAAAGUCAGCAAACUUUGAGAGUAAUGCCCGUUACACAGCAGUAUCUAUCCAAACUGUUGUAAGCAUUAGCAAACGCUAGUCACCAUAAGCUACUGGUACCAAAUAAGGUUGUAGCACUAAAACCGUGGAGUGUAUUGAAUUACUCAAAGGUGUGUUUUAUUGCUUAUGAAUUUACAUUUCAUUGUCAUGAGAAGAAGAUUGUUUUUUGUUUUUUUUUUUUUGUUCACAAAGUGACACAGUAAUGCUUCAAAGUCAGACUAAUAAACAGUCAUUAGCAGGCUUAGCGACCCCUACAGCCAGAGAGGCCCCACUACCUUACCUAAUUAGUAAUAGGCAAACAGUGGGAUUUCAAAUGGAGAAUUAAUGUCAAACAUUGCUGAACAAUUGAACAGAUAAAUAAAAUGGGUAAAAAAAGAAUUGCAGUGUCCAGUUUUGAAGGACGUAUUUCAGUGACUAUUGUCAGAAUCAUAUAGCUAUAGAUAUUUACAAUAAAUUAUACAGUAAAUAUAGAUUUAAAUCCCCAGUAUCAGCCAGCUAUAAGAAAUGUGCCCACACACAUGCAGCACAAGAGUUAAACACUUUAUACUGUAGUAUAUUUGUAAUAGCUGAUAGCUGCUUUCAGUUUUGUAUAAAGUUUUUCCUGCAGUACUGGCAGGCUUGCAUUCAGGUCUGAGACUGUUCUAGACCCUGGUUAGAUGCUAGAUUGGCGCUGUUUUUGGGAUGUGGUUCUGCACCGUGUGGUUGAAAAUCCUCAACUUUACAUAAAAGUCCUUUUUGACAACUUUUUGUAUCGAGACAACUUUUUUUAUAGCAACUUUCUCAACUCUGUAAAAAAAAAAAAAGAAAAAAUCUCCUGCAGUUUGAUUUCAGCUCGGCCGUGUGACGUAAAGUCUUCUGCACUGUAAAUACACAAAAUACUAAAGUGGCUGAGAGAUGCCAGUUUUUUCUUUUCCUGUCUUUCCCAAAAUUUUUUGAGCAACUAUUUAUUAUUUAUUGAAUCUCUCUCUCUCUUAUAUAACUGAUUAUUGAUGCAUUAUUCAUAUCCAUAGGUAGUUCCAUGUUAGAGAAGUAUCUCAUUUGUGCGUAUUGAGGACCCAAAGGCUUUCCUGCAUGAGUAGUAAAUGGAUGAACACUUGUAUAUCAGAGAUGAGCUCUGAAAUGCAUUUUUUCUUUUGUACGAUUGUCAUUAAGAGUAAAAUGCUGAAAUAAUUUUGCUGUUUGAGCACAAAGCUGUGGAGGUCAGUCACGCUUAGAGAAACUGCCUGCAACAGCCACGACACUGUAAAUAGCUGGAAGUGACCAAGCUAAAUUAACUUCCGAGAAUGUAAUUCUGACUUGUUUACCAGUUGAAAGGGAAUGUUUAAAGCCUUUUAAGUAAUAAACCUUUUCUACCUUU